GCCAGAUAAGAACUCAGGAAAAUGACAAACGCUAUUCUUGAAUCACGAGCGUCGUUUCUUUUGCGCUUCUCAGGUGGAGCCGCGCAGCAAAAAGGCCUCGGCUUGACUUCUUCCCCGCUGAAAGUCACAAAAGUAGCAGCUGCAAAAGAAGCUGUGCGACUUUGCGGCACUUUCCCACUUGCAGCAAGAUGCCAAAUGAAGCAGAAAAGCCCAAAUCUCCUCCCCCGUUUACCUCUGCACAGACAAGUAAGAUAUGCGCCGUGUCCAAUCGUGUACAAGAGAGUAAGUACAAAGUGUUCUUCCACGGCAGAACGUGUGCUCGACCUUUGGCAAAGUGUAACCUACAUUUGCAACAACCACACACAUGCAAGAGGGUUUUCAUAUAAGCGGCUCAGCAAAACGAAAAUCCUCCAUUUUUCACGCCACAGUAUGGGGUUGCAGCUUAUUUUUACUUUUUAACAUCAGCAACUGAGAUUUUAUUUUCAUAAAGUGACAUGGAAUGAGAUGUAAACACAUAUUUGCAUAUCAUUAGCAUACUGGCUGUUUUUGACAUGUGAGCCAAGUCACAUGACCAAACAGAAAACAGGUGAGCUGUGACAUUCUCAAUGCGAGCCCGAGGGUAUUUUGACAUCACUUUUAGACCACAACAGGGGGCGCUGCCGCGUGAAAUCAUUCUCGGGUGAUGGCCGACAUUUUAUGUCGCAACGCCCCCUGCCGUCCGAUGAAACCGACUUCAAAGUACCCUCGGGCUCGCAUUGCGAACGAGGCUUGACAUAAUCUGCUUAACACUAAUACCACAAACAAAAUAUUGAUCAAAAUGUCGUGUUUAGGAAAGUGCGGGCUCCUAGAACUAGAACACAUUGCAAAAAUAAUUGCACCGCUCCACCCCACCCCGCCCCUUAGAGGCCAUGAAGCGCAUCGCAGUACCAGCAGAUAUAUAUUUUUUUCAAUUGCUAUUUUUAAUAUAUUAUUUUGCUUUUAUUUAUGUUUGGCCCUGAAUUUUGGUUACUUUGGUCACUGCAGAGCAACUUGAAUGUGAGUGGGUGAUCAUUUGCAAUGAAUCCAUCCCAAAUCUUGUGUGACAAGGCGUCGACUUGAAGUACUGGAAUACAAGCAGGCAAUUUGAGUGCUGACUGCUUCAUCGCGCUGCUAUGAGACACCGCGUGGAGUCCGUGGGAGGGGUCCGCCACCAGCUCCUCACUAAUUGACAAGGCGGCGGAACCAGAAAAGAUUGUGCAAAUGACGCUCGACUCCUCUUGCUUUCGUGAACUGUGCAUAAGAUGAGCGCCACUUUGCAAACUUUGGCUCCAUGCGCGCUUCCUCCUCUCCUUCCUCCAUGGGGGUGACGACCAGCCCGGGGACGCAGCCGCGCACCACCGCACCGGGUCCCUUCGCGGAGGGUAGCCCGAUCCCAGCCGAGGAUAAUUUCCCUAUGUCGGGUGAAGACCCACAGGAGGAGAGUCUGAGUGAAUUCUGCGUGGAGGAAGACGAAGAGGGAGAGGAGGAGGAACUUUCCUACUCGGAGCUGUCCUCGGAGGGCUCCGUGGACUACGGCUUCAUCGCCGCCGUCUCCUGCUUGGUGACGGGCAUCUCGCUCGUGGCCAUCUCGUACGUGGUGCCUCGGGACAUGCACGGCCCCGAAAAGGAGGACGGCGUGGCGGCGCGCGAGAUGGAGCGGCUCCAGCGGGAGCGAGCGCGGCUGGGCGCGCACCUGGACCGCUGCGUCAUCGCUGGCCUGUGCCUGCUCACACUGGGCGGCGUGCUGCUCUCCAGCCUGCUCAUGGUGUCCAUGUGGAAGGGGGAAACCAUGCGCAGGAAAGCCCUGGCGCACGCAGCCAAGAGCCAGCACAAUCUGUACGGGGCCAUCGGGUGGGGGCACUCGGACCCCGCGGGCACCGAUUUCGCCGCACCUGACGACUCAGCUGAGUUUUAAAAUGGACAAACUUUGUUUUCUAAUGUCCCUUUAAAGACACUGACUGUCUUUUAGUGGGAGUGUGCACUUUAUUAGGUACACUUGCAGAUGUCAUACAAAUUAAAAUUGAGUAAUGUAAAAAAAAAAAACAUU
Messenger RNA from Syngnathus acus (greater pipefish), 2065 nucleotides. RefSeq names its product transmembrane protein 74. The transcript is spliced from 2 exons. Lineage: Eukaryota; Metazoa; Chordata; Actinopteri; Syngnathiformes; Syngnathidae. The record is from RefSeq and is a predicted model, not a curated record. The coding region runs from base 1310 to 1933 and encodes 207 amino acids.